AUGGAUGCCUCAAUACCUGUAUACGAAAAGCCCCAUUCUCGCCUUAGUGUCCUAGAUUGGACUCGAAAUAUACAAAGGCUGCAAAACGAAGCGAGAUUACGUCGCUUUGAAUCAUACGAGCUACGUCAGAGGGCAAAUCAACUUCGAAACGAGACUUCGGUGACUACUAGAUGGGACAAUUAUGUUAACAACCAACUGUUAAGAGAUAGAAUAUUCGAAGUAGAGUCAUGGCGAGAAAAUCAAAGAUUCACUCGAGAGCAGGUAAGAGAUGAGAGUAGAGCGCUACAAGAAGAGAAGAACGCGACUGAACUUCAACUGGAAUCACUCCAAGUACCUCUGAUGGUGAGUUCUCAGUGUCUCACUAAUCGAGACCAGAGACUUCCACCUGAGUUGACCAGGGAUACAUUGGGAGAGGAGUUGAAUAAGGAGUUACACAUACUAGAGAACAGCAAACGUGUCCUAACAGACGUAUGCCAUAUGGGCUGGGAGAAAUUAAAAGAAUUAACUAAUGUCUUCUGUCGGUUAGAGCGAGAGAUACAGAACAAGGAUGACGCAUUGGCCAUAGAUCGCCACGUGAAACAGCUGGACAGAUAUAGUUCUGAUAUUUCGUUUAAGAUCGACCCUACAAGGGUACCGCCUGAAUCAAUAACAGAAGAAAGCUACGUUCACUGCAUAGAAAAUACUAUAAAAAUAGCUGAGCAGCUGAUGAGAGAAUCUAAAUCAUUACGAGAGACUAUGUUUAGAAGUCGUGAACAGGUCAAGAACCAGUUGUAUGCGCAAUGUCAGGCCGUGGAGAUGGUGAUGAGGAGAAGGGUAUUUGAUAUACAGAGGGCCAGAAAUGAAAUGGAGUGGCAGAAACUGAAGUUAGAGCAAAAUCUCGCCAAGGUAGAGCGAGAAAUUGAAUCUCUACGAGCGGCCGUUGCUGAUAAAAUAAAUCCAACUAAGUUGGUGGAAACCCGCCUGGAAGCCAGAACACGACGACCUGCUUUAGAGAGAGUGCAGGAUAAGCCAACGCGUGGUCUGAUAGAAGAGUACGAGAGAGUUCAUACAAGCACCAGUACGUUGGAGAAGAAACUAGAAGAUGCACUUUCCACAUACCACGGCAUGCACAGCCAUUACCAAAGGGUAACCAAAGAACUGCAGUACAAGAACCAGGCUCUAGAGACGGACAGGCGGCUGGUGGAGAUUCGGAAACCACUCCAUCGAUCUGAUGAUACUGAGUUUCAAAGAAAUGUCGGUUAUUGCCAUAUGAAUGAUGAAUUGGUGACAGACUAG
This is a messenger RNA of Pieris macdunnoughi, 1275 nucleotides long. Lineage: Eukaryota; Metazoa; Arthropoda; Insecta; Lepidoptera; Pieridae. The record is from the annotation of a GenBank genome assembly.